Sphaeramia orbicularis (orbiculate cardinalfish) is the source of this 4718-nucleotide messenger RNA. RefSeq names its product GNAS complex locus (gene gnas). Gene Ontology annotation, biological process: sensory perception of chemical stimulus; adenylate cyclase-activating dopamine receptor signaling pathway. NCBI's taxonomy places the organism in Eukaryota, Metazoa, Chordata, Actinopteri, Kurtiformes, Apogonidae. The transcript has 12 exons. Gene Ontology annotation, cellular component: heterotrimeric G-protein complex; cytoplasm. The coding region runs from base 1628 to 2767 and encodes 379 amino acids. Gene Ontology annotation, molecular function: corticotropin-releasing hormone receptor 1 binding; mu-type opioid receptor binding; insulin-like growth factor receptor binding. The record is from RefSeq and is a predicted model, not a curated record.
AAUGAGCGCUGCGUGGCCCCACCCCGUCUCUCUUCAGCGCUGUCUAUCUCCUCAAUGUAGGCUACUAUUCUCGGAGAGAGAAAGCGAGAGAGAGAGAGAGGGAGAGAGAGAGAGAGAGAGAGAGAGAGAGAGAAAGGAAGAAAAUAAUAACCUCCAAGAAUUGGUUAUUCCUGUCUUUCACCUUCCACGACCAGCGGCCAGGAGGGGAGCGGCCUUCGCGGUGGGAAUGUGCUGCUACAACAACCCCGUGUCCUAUUUUUUGUGAAUGUAAAUGCACAUGUAGACUCCAGCCUGUAGCCUAUUUACCCUCCUCGGAUCCGAGUGGAAUAUCCAUAUAGAAUAGAAGUGUGCGUGUGUGUCCGUGUGUGCGCUUCUACACACACCUCAUGUAGGCUUUCAAAACUGACUCUGACAGCGGGGCUUUGCUUUUUCACCUGCAAGGAAACGCUGAUACAUUUCGAGGGAUUUUCACAUCUUGGUCACGUUUUUUUUUUCCUGUUCUUUUUCCCUUUCUGCAAUUUUUUUUCUUAAGGGAUUAAUCGAGCCGAGACCGGUAUUAGGAAGAAAAAGUCUAUGGGUGCGCAGUUUUGGAAGCUCUGGUGGUGAUGUUGAGGGGCUGAUAACACCAUUUCAGCAACAAACGCGAGGGGCAGAGAGAGAGAGAGAGAGAGAGAGAGAGAAGGCCUUCUGGAGAAAACACAGCAAGAACAGCCAUCACCAGUAAGAAGGAGCUGGAAUCGGGGGAUAUUGGAUCGUUUCGGAGUUGGAGGUGGUGAGGGACCCGGCCGAGGAGACCCCCGCAGUGAGUUUGGAGCUGUUUUUUUUGGGGAGGGGGGGCUCGGUUUGAUGCAGAGAAUGAAAAGGAGCCGGAUGACGACGGAAGCAAUGACAAUAUUACACAUGUAGCGCGUUUUGGUGUAAAUAUUAUUUUCCUUCCUCCUGUCCUGCUGGGGCCCCUCGUUGAAGACAACCGGGGACGCCGACAAAUCCAAAGUAUCCACCUAUGGAAAUGUUUAUUAUGAAAGGAGACGUGGAAAUGAGCCGCGCCACCCCACGGCAGAGCCUUUCGGACACGCCGAGUUCGGCUCCUUGUUACGGGCAGCAGUGAGACGCAAGACCCGGGCUUUUGGAGAUGCAAAUUAGGCAGUUUAUUCUGCCUCCGUUUGAGGUGAAAGGCCGCUUUUUGGUGUCUUAACGCACACUGAGGAUUACAGUUAUUAGCUGUGCACCGUUGACGGGGGGACAGAGUGGGGGAAAAACAAAACAAAAACUAUACUGCAUGUGAAGGAAGGAGGAAAAAGCCUGAGCAGGAUUCAGCAAACUGAGAAGGCGGCCUCGGUGUCGUCAGCAACAGUAUCCUGCCCUUUCUCUGACAGCAAAAUACGCGUUAUGGACCCAUAAUUUCACCAGUGCUGCACCACGGACAGUUUUUGGAGCAGGCCGGGGACGGUAAACGGUGUAAAUGUGGGUGGCAUUGCUGCCAAAUCCGUGGGUCAAACGAGGGAUCUAGACUAAUUUAGUUUAUUUAUUUAUUUUUCCUUCUACAUAACCCCCUCCACCUCCACUUCUUCUUCUUCCUCCUCCUCCCCUGGACCCUCUUUUUUUUUUUUCUUUUUCUUGCGGGAAGAUGGGUUGUUUGGGCAACAGUAAGACUGAAGACCAGAGAAAUGAGGAGAAGGCACAACGAGAAGCAAACAAAAAGAUAGAGAAACAACUCCAAAAAGACAAACAGAUAUACAGAGCAACACACAGACUACUACUUUUAGGCGCUGGAGAGUCAGGAAAGAGCACCAUAGUGAAACAGAUGAGGAUUCUCCAUGUCAACGGCUUCAAUGCAGAAGAGAAGAAACAGAAAAUUCAGGACAUCAAAAAUAACAUUAAAGAGGCUAUUGAGACCAUAGUUACAGCUAUGAGCACACUGACGCCGCCAGUACAGUUGGCCUGCCCAGAAAACCAGUACCGAAUCGAGUAUGUCCUCAAUCUCGUCAACCAGAAGGACUUUGAGUUUCCAUCUGAGUUUUACGACCAUGCAAAGACACUAUGGCAGGACGAGGGGGUCCGAGCGUGCUACGAGAGAUCCAACGAGUACCAGCUAAUUGACUGUGCACAAUAUUUUCUGGACAAAAUUGACAUUGUGAAACAGAGUGACUACACUCCAACAGAUCAGGAUUUGCUGCGAUGCAGAGUACUCACAUCAGGGAUCUUUGAGACAAGAUUCCAAGUGGACAAAGUUAAUUUCCACAUGUUUGAUGUCGGUGGCCAAAGGGAUGAGCGUCGAAAAUGGAUCCAGUGCUUUAACGAUGUAACAGCCAUCAUCUUCGUGGUGGCCAGUAGCAGUUACAACAUGGUGAUCAGAGAGGACAAUCAGACCAACCGUUUACAGGAAGCCCUGAACCUCUUCAAGAACAUCUGGAACAACAGGUGGCUGCGGACCAUUUCUGUCAUCUUGUUCCUAAAUAAACAGGACCUGCUAGCAGAAAAAGUGCUGGCAGGGAAGUCCAAAAUCGAGGAGUACUUUCCUGAAUUUGCUCGCUACACCACACCUGACGAUGCAACACCAGAGCCUGGAGAAGAUCCACGAGUUACAAGGGCAAAAUACUUCAUACGAGAUGAAUUCCUGAGGAUCAGCACCGCUAGCGGAGAUGGGAGACACUACUGUUACCCCCACUUCACCUGCGCUGUCGACACAGAAAACAUCCGCCGCGUUUUCAACGACUGUCGAGACAUCAUCCAGCGAAUGCACCUGAGGCAGUACGAGCUGUUGUGAUGGAAAAGAAAAGGUGUUCGGCCAAAAACACGAAGAACAGAUCGGACUAUGAAAACCCUGAACCCUGAGGCUCUGAACUCCCUCUGCCACAAAAGUGUGAGCACUUUUUGUGAAGAAACAGCGGGAAUGUGGGCCAAAACACAAAAACAUACUUACAGAAAAUGCACCCUGAACUUUGAACUGAUGCAAUCUGCAGAAGAAAGAGCUAUUUGAUGGAAGGGUUUAACACACUCUGAUCUCCACCGACAAUUUCCAGCCGUACUCUUUAUCUGUCAUCACGUAUCAUCACCUUUCCAAAAUCUCCUGAACUUUUGUCUUCACCGGCUCUUGUUGGCUUCAUUUGGACCGUGUUUACUGCAGUGAGGAGGUUUGAGCUGCAGUUGAAAUUGCGAGACAUAUCUCUAACUUGUCGAGGCCAGAAUGAGACAUGAGUGACUUCUUCCAAGCAAAUUUGAAAGAGAUUACUGUGGAAUUACUGCAAAUGGGAAGAAACGUCACAGCUGUAUCGUAACAAAAAACAGUAAAAUGUAUCACAAGCACUGUGCUCAGGACUCAAACACACAUGCAACACCAAUCCUUCCUACAGAAACAUCCAUGAAUCCAAACACACAGAAACAUAUCACACCUGCUUUUUAAUGGACUGCACAACCGGGAUGAGUCCGGAUACUUACUGAUCUGCCUACUGCGAGCUGCUGGCUGAUUUUUACGGCACAGUGAUUUGAGAUUAAACGGACUGAGUGACCAACUGCACAGCCAAGCCCUGAGACGCAGUAUUACCACAUCAAGCAACUAAACGGACUAGGGGUGUGUGUUGCAAUCACGAAAACAAAAAAUAGAAAACCAGGACUGAGCUGACUCAGAUGUGAAUUUCUCAGAGACGACCAUGGCUCUUCUUUGACUCCUACGUUGAGUUCCGCCUGAUUUAAUGGAGCAAAAGGAGGAUUUAAAACAAAAAAAAUAAACAAAAAAACAUGCCAACUUUUAUGGAACUUAACAAAUGGAGGGCAAAAAGCAUCCUUCGACAGUACAGUACCAUAUAAUUUAAAGAGAAAACUCAUCUUGUCAUGAUUGACCCUGUUUUACUGUCUCCACAGCUGUUUUUGUCUGUGUAGACUUUUGUGCCAUUGUGCCCUGUGCGCUUUUUCUUUGACUUUUACUGUCGCUAUCACUCGCUCCUUUUGUCACUUCUUUCCUCUUUCUGCCACACAAUUAAUUUGUCCUCUCUCCUUUUCUCCUCACUAUAAAUGUCCCAUCUUCACUUUUACCUUUUUUUUGUUUUGAGAGAAAAUAAAGUAUAAUAAUCCUGGAGUUUUAACAAUUAAAAAAAAUGAAAGAAGACAAUAACAACAAACAAACGGGACAUGAAUCCUUACAUCUCUCCCUGUGUCAUUCCUCCAUCUUUCCUCCUUCCUUCCCGACUACUGGCUCCUUUGUAUGUCUGUCUUUACUUUACUGCUGAACUAUUAUUCUUGUACAGACUGUAAAAUGUAUUAUUUUGUACAACUUUAUUGAAAAAAAAAUAACUUUUAGAAGAUCCCUGUGCCUUGAUCAUGACUGUACGUGUGUAAUGAGCUAAAGUGGGUGUCAUACUGCGCUGUAUAGCUUGGCCAAACCCCUCCUAACCCCCCUCCUCCCUCCACCACUUCCUCCUCUCUCACAUUUCUGCCUUUAUUUAUCUCUUUUCUCUCCUCUUCCUUUCUCUGUCCUCUCUCUCUUCGGGGAUGGAGGAAACCCAUUUGUAGCUUUUGUAGUUUUAUUUCUCCCUCUUGAUCCUCCCAUUCUCUCUUUAUGAUUUAAAUGUCUAUUUUUGGAUCCAUAUACCCCAAAAAGAUAAAUAUAUGAAAUGUAUAUGGGUUUUAAAAAAAAGUAUUUUAUUAGAAUCAAAUGAACCUUGACAAAUUGUACACUUGAUAGUGUGCGUAUUGCUAUAACUUAAAUCCUUUCAACUGAA